AUGGCGACUCCAGUUUCCGUCGUCUGCGUGGGCAUGGCCGGCUCGGGAAAGACCACUUUCAUGCAACGCAUUAACUCCUACCUCCACUCAAAAGAACAAGUUCCCUAUGUCAUGAACCUCGACCCCGCGGUGCACUCGGUGCCCUUCGAGAGCAACAUUGAUAUCCGGGAUUCAAUCAACUACAAAGAAGUCAUGAAGCAAUACAACCUCGGGCCCAACGGUGGAAUCCUGACAUCCUUGAAUUUAUUCGCCACCAAGGUCGACCAGAUCAUUUCCCUGCUGGAGAAGCGUACCACUCCCAACCCGGAAAAACCCAAUGCAAAGCCGAUUGAACAUAUUUUGGUCGACACUCCGGGUCAAAUCGAAGUCUUCGUGUGGAGUGCUUCUGGAAGCAUUCUUUUGGAGACUCUUGCCUCGUCUUUCCCUACUGUUAUCGCAUAUGUCAUUGAUACCCCGCGCGCCAGCUCGACCAGCACCUUCAUGAGCAACAUGCUCUAUGCUUGUAGUAUUCUCUACAAGACCAAGCUCCCGAUGAUCUUAGUUUUCAACAAGACCGAUGUGAAGGAUGCUGAAUUCGCAAAGGAAUGGAUGACCGACUUUGAUAAAUUCCAAGCAGCUUUGCGGGAGGAGGAAGAAGCCGGUGCCUUUGGAGGCGAGGGGGGCGUUGGUGGAUUUGGAGCUGGAAGCGGAUACAUGGGUUCCUUGUUGAACAGCAUGAGCUUAAUGUUGGAGGAGUUCUACAGACAUCUGAGUGUGGUUGGUGUUAGCUCUAUGACCGGUGAUGGUGUUGAUGAGUUUUUCGAAGCCGUUGAGGUCAAACGACAAGAAUUCGAGCGUGACUACAAGCCCGAACUUGAGCGCAAGAAGAAGGAAAGAGAAGAAAGCAAGGAGUCUCAGCGUGAGGUGGAGCUGGGCAAGCUGAUGCAAGAUAUGAACGUCACUGGUUCUAGCCGUCGACCCAACCGGGAGCCAGAGACCGUCAGCGAGGCCGAAGACGACGAAGAUGAUAUCAUUAAGCGAGGACUUGCAGAUGGAGAGGACGACAGCGAGGAGGAGUAUGAGGGGCCCAGUGCUGGCAAUGACGAGGGCCUCUCGUCUCGUUACCAGGAAGCCCUCUCGGAAUCUCAGUCCGCUCCCCCUUCGGAUGCCGACAACAGCUUCGCAAGAUAUUUGCGGGCGAGUCAAAUCAACCAGCAAUAA
Penicillium verhagenii is the source of this 1200-nucleotide messenger RNA. Its product is annotated as putative ATP binding protein. Gene Ontology annotation, molecular function: GTPase activity. Lineage: Eukaryota; Fungi; Ascomycota; Eurotiomycetes; Eurotiales; Aspergillaceae. The record is from RefSeq and is a predicted model, not a curated record. The transcript has 2 exons. The coding region runs from base 1 to 1200 and encodes 399 amino acids.